AUGGCCAGUCCUCGGUCAAGGAAAGUCUUGAAGGAGGUUCGAGUACAGGAUGAGAAUAACACCUGCUUUGAGUGUGGGGCGUUCAACCCUCAAUGGGUCAGCGUGACCUAUGGUAUCUGGAUAUGUCUAGAAUGUUCCGGAAAACAUCGGGGCCUUGGAGUUCAUCUCAGCUUUGUCCGUUCGGUCACUAUGGACAAGUGGAAGGACGUGGAGCUGGAAAAGAUGAAGGUUGGUGGUAACGCCAAAUUCCGCCAGUUCCUGGAAACGCAGGAGGACUGUGACCCCUGCUGGAGCCUACAGGAGAAGUACAACAGCCGAGCAGCAGCCCUCUACCGUGACAAGGUUGCUACGUUGGCUGAAGGCCACGAGUGGUCAGAGGAGACCUCUUCAGCCCGAAAUUGGACUCCUCCGCAGCCAAAGGUGAUGGGCGGCCCAUCUCAGCGCUCUGUGGGAAGCGGCAACACCGGAGGGAGCUCUGGAGACAAGGCGUUUGAGGACUGGUUGAAUGAUGACGUCAGUUCCUAUCAGAGAAACCAGGAAAAUAGAUACGUCGGUUUCGGGAAUACCAUUGACCCUCCGAAGAAAGAAGACGAUUUCUUGAACAACGCCAUGACCUCACUGUACUCGGGCUGGAGCAGCUUCACGGUCGGGGCCAGCAAGUUUGCGUCUGCUGCCAAGGAAAGUGUAAGUGUCCCUGUGUCAGGCCUGUCUUCGCCUGCCUCUGAGCUAGGCCAGACCAUUAAUGAGAAUGUUGUCAAACCAGCCCAGGAGAAGGUGAAGGACGGACGAAUCUUAGAAGACGUCAGCAGUUCAGUAUCCAGUCUAGCCUCAAAGGUGCAGGGCGUCGGGACUAAGAGCUGGAAAGAUGUCACCAGCUUUUUCUCAGGAAAGAGUGAGGACAACACGGAAAGCCCUAUACCUGGAGAAGGCUACCAGCAAAGCACCAGCGACAGCUACCAAAAUGCCACUUCAGGAAAAUCCUUCUGGGAGACGUUCGGCAGCUCGGAGGAAAUCAAGAAGCCAACCAAGUCGCCGAGCGGGGACAGCUGGACGUUCCCGGAGAACACGGCGGAGAGGAAGAGCUCGGAUAGCUGGGAGGUGUGGGGCUCCGGGACCACCUCCAACAACAAGAACAGCAAUAGCGACAGCUGGGAGAACUGGGACAGCCACUGGGAGGCCGAGGGGAAGAAAGGGGGCAAGAGCCAGGCGCCCUCUACCGAUGAUGGCUGGGAUAGCGCCAACUGGUAG
Molecule: messenger RNA, 1248 nt
Organism: Staurois parvus
Lineage: Eukaryota; Metazoa; Chordata; Amphibia; Anura; Ranidae
Source: the annotation of a GenBank genome assembly